UCCUCGUUCAGAUGUCCAGAGGGAAACUGUGCAUCACAGAAGCGAGGUUCAUGCUGCACCUGGAACAUCAAGGGGAGUCGAGAUUGUUGAUAAUGAUGACCUGUCUGAUGCAUCGCCUAACAACAAUUAUGGUUGCCUGUCUACUCCUGAAGUUGCUAAAUUACAGGAAAACCUGCGAUCAAGUACUUUAGAGCUACAAAAAAAGGUGAAGGACCCUCUUCCUGAAGCCUUAGCUAUGGCCAAGAAUGUUGUGCCAAAACUAGAUUGUGUUGACAAGAGAAGUGAUGUAAUUCCUGCUGAGAACAAUAAUCUUGAAAAUGAAGGCAGGAAUGCAGCCAAGGCCAGCCUGAUGGAACGUAACAAAACUGCCUGUACUUAUGAGUGGGAUGAAUCUAGUGACGUAUCAGCUGAUGAAAGUAGACCUCACUUGUCCAGCCAUAAGACAAGACUGGUCACGCUGGAAAAACAUAAAAAUCCAAAACCUUUAAGGAGAAAACGCAAGUUUUGGAGUAACCUAGAGGAAGACACUUUAAGAGCAGGUGUGCAGAAGUAUGGUAUUGGAAACUGGAAGCUUAAUUUGGAUAUGUACAGGGAUAUAUUAAAUGAAAGAACCGAUGGUGAUUUGAAGGACAAGUGGAGAAAUAUGACCGCUUGAUGUUUUGAUCUUGGUUCUCUACUAUAAGUAUAUAAUAUAUGGUAUGAAAAAAGCCCACCUCAGAAAAUGGGUACUAUACUAUAUAAGUGAUGCUGAUUUAUCAAUCAACUAUAACAUAGUCUCCCUGAUCUUUUAUGUUAUAUUUUAGAUUAGCUACUAAAAGUCUUGUGUUUGGAUCUGGUUAGGUUUUGAUAUGCCUUUUUGAAUUUGUCUUGCAGUGUGAUGUUCAAAUCUGUUUCCUUCAAUCAAUUUACCCAUCUUGAUGCAACUAGUUCGGGCCUUAAGGCAUUUAGCGAUUGCCAGCUAGCAUUCAGUGUGUUCAAAUGUUAAAGGCUCUCAUGUAAGAUGAAACUGAAAUUCUCCAAAUUAUCAACUAGUGGUGCAUUAAAUUGGAGACUGUGAAACCUCUUUUGCGGGUCUCUUGUGAUUUCAGGUUAAUGUGUCACAUGUCCCUAAAUCCUGUAUUCAGUCUGAACCAUCCGGUUUCGUAGGCAUGCUAGUAAACUUUUGACUAGUUGUAUUUGCUCUAGUUUUGAUGUUUAUGCUUAAGGUCAUAUGUAUGUUAUUCAGUGACAUGGUUUGGAAUUUUGGAAGUCUCAGGAAUCUUGUAUCCAGUUUAAACUAUCUGGUUGCAUUUGCUCUGCUUUGAAUGUUUAUGCUCAAGGUGUAUAUUUUUUGGUGACAUGGCUUAGAUUUAU
Molecule: messenger RNA, 1353 nt
Organism: Daucus carota subsp. sativus
Lineage: Eukaryota; Viridiplantae; Streptophyta; Magnoliopsida; Apiales; Apiaceae
Exons: 1
Coding region: 236-655 (139 amino acids)
Source: RefSeq, a predicted model, not a curated record